Molecule: messenger RNA, 1806 nt
Organism: Auanema sp. JU1783
Lineage: Eukaryota; Metazoa; Nematoda; Chromadorea; Rhabditida; Rhabditidae
Source: the annotation of a GenBank genome assembly
AUGAAGUGGACCUUACUGGUGCCACUGCUUUCUGUGGCAACAGCUCUUCAGAUUCUACCCAACCAUGUCUCUAUAAACAAUAAAACAAAGCAUAUUGAAGCUGAUACUACAUGGUUGGAUAAGAAACAGCAGGAAGUUCAGCGGAUCUCUCUCGAUGCAUCUGACAAAGAAAAAGUCAUUCUGGAGCUAUUAAACACAAAAAAGCGGUUCGAAGCUUCAGCUUCUGGAAAUGUCGCAGCAGCCGAAACUCCAGAUGGCAAAAGAGCUCAAGUACAAAAGAUUGGAGAAAAAGGAGGAAUUGCCACAUAUGAAGGACAUAAGGGUCAACUUCGUGUGAAAGAUGACGAAGAAGGACGUCAUGCGUUCUUAAAAGCAGAUGGAAAAUAUGAUUUGGAUACGAUUAUGAGAGGAGAUCUUAAGAAUCCUGAAACUACUGACUUUGAAGCUACUAAUGACCGUUUCGACUUCAAAGUCAAUCCUAGUUCACAUGACAACCAUACAGGUGAAGGAACAUUGGCGUACAGUGACAAGAAAGAAGGAAAGAAAGGACAAUAUGAGUACACUAUUUCCCAAAAUGGUAAGCGAACUGACGCAUUCUUGGCUGGAACCGAUAAGGGACAAGCUGGAGAGUUUGCCCAAUCCUUGUUCGGUAGACGCAGUGAGAAGUAUCAUUGCUUGGCUGAAACCCCAGGAGUCUCUCAAUGUUAUGAUGCUCAAGGAAAAUCUGUUGGAAAGGUAGUUGCUGACAAGAAUGGUAACACUGUUGUCUACAACGAUAAAGAUGUUCCAAUUGGAACGGGAACUGUUCGUAAGCUGGGAGAUCGAAGCUACGAGGCUGUUAUCUCCAAAAACUUAUUCAUUGCUCGUUUGAAAGAUGCUCGAUCAGCUCCUUGUUGUAAAGAAUUGACUGGUAAAGAAUGCACUCAGCCUAUCAAGCUUUCAAACCCAUCAUUCUCUCAUCCAUCAAGUCGCGAAGGAGAAACAGUCCAUUUGACUUGGCCAGAUUGUUUCGAUAUGGGAAUUGACGUAACUCUCCCACCCGGUGUUCACAUUAACAAACUAGCUAUGAAGUUAGAUGUCUCCAUCCAACCAAUUGGAAAGUUACGUUGUAUGGAUGUGGCUACAUGUGGAAGAGAGUGCUUCUAUUGUGAUUGGUGCAAGAACACCAGACAAUUGAAACUUCUUGAAAACACGGAAGGAAACUUAUGCAGAGCUACAGGAGAAAGAACCUAUCGUUUAACAACAAAGCUCUGUCCCCCACCAGAGGACCCGAACUUCACAAUGUGUUCAGCAUUCUCCAAGUCUGUUUGGCAGAAAGAUUAUUGGCAAAAGCAAGGAGCUGUGGAUGUUUGGAUGAAGUUCUAUGAAAGAGGUCAAACGCGUCCUGAGCUGGAGAAAGAAUUUUUUGCUCAAAUCGACAAUCCAUUGCUUGGUCGAGCUUUCAAAUUGGCAAUUAUAGCUGAAUGGUUAGCAGCCAAUAGCAUUGAUCAAGGAUCGUAUACUCCAACCAAUUCGGAAUUACUUGAAUUCUGGGUAUCCAAGAGAGAUCCAGAUCGUCUCUUAGCUUGUCAACAUGCUGUCGUUGAUUAUGAGAUUGAAGGUGCCAAGGUUAAAACGAAUCUAUUGUUUGAAGCUGCAACAACAGCAAACUCCAUUCCUAAUAUUCUGAAGGACAAGAAGUGUUCAGCAUUUGAGAAGCUUCAAGAAGAUCGCUUCCAACAGGAAGCUCGCGAGUAUAAGAAACAGACGGGUGGAGGUAAUCUUCUGAGUGGAAUCGGAAGCUUCCUCAAUACAGUCCGAGGUUGA